GAUUUAUUAAUGAAAUCUGUCACCUGUUCUGCUCAAACAAAUGGUCCAGGCCCCAAAUCAUCCCUCCUUUUGGUCUCAAUCUUCAGCCCCACUCUUCUCUACCAAAGUUUUAAUGGAUUCCAGGACAUUCUGACUCACCCCGGAUAGGACUUUAUGGGAUGCUGGAAGGAGGGAGGUAGUUGUGGAUGCCUAACACUGAGGAGAGGGAUAUAUUGAGAUGGCCUAUUCCCAACCCCUUGCCUCUCUAGUUUUGGAUCCAGACAAGCCACUCCCCACAUCCACUUUUCUCUCCUUUAAGCCCUUCCCCUAGAGGUAAGACCUGUGGACAGCUGGUAGGGGGUUUGGGGAGGGGGAUUAUCCAGAUCAGUCUCCUCUAAUCUCAUCUCUGUUUUCUGUGUGAACCCCCCUCCCUUCUCAUAAACCCUACUAGCAAUUGGUGAUUCGGUCAGUCCCAGGGAGCCGCUUACUUUGGAGUGUACACAAGGAUAUUUGUCAAUGUCAUCAUCCCUAACCCUUACUCGAUUCCCUGUUCUGGAAUCUAGGCUGGAUCUUCCUUCUUCUAAAAUAAUCUCAAUUGAGACUUAUCAUUGCUAUCAUUCUUUUGUCCUCCCCCAAAAAACAACAAAAGUCUGACCUCCUAAUCCUCAACAGCUUUAGUCUAAUCCCAGCUGUGAUUUGAUGCUCUUAUCUUUGCCAUCAGAGAGGUGGCCUGGUAAGCACAUGCUCCUCCUACCCUACCCCUAUCUUUCCUUAAUGCUUCCCAGUAAGAAUCCAGGGGAACAUUGCAAGAGAACCUGACCCUCUCUGGCAGACUCCACCAAGACUCAGCCCUAUAUUACCCCUUCACUAUCUAGCUCCAGAUUUUCCCCCUUAGACUUCUUAAUAGUACUUUAACUGUCCAGACCUUAACCUUUCACUCCAGUUCUUCCCUUUCCCCACCUGAUUUUACCCACUUACCUCACUGGGACCAGGCCAGUAGUAGAACUGGGGCGGCUGAUCCAAGGGCAUUGAACCAGAGACAAGAGAGGAAGAGUCAAGAUCCAGAGUAAACUCAAAUUCACACUCAAGUAAGGACUGGUCUGCUACUGUGGCAGGGUGGGAAAGGCUGAAGGGAUUGUUUUGGUGAACUGAAGUGGGACUGAACUUAACUGAACUUAGAGGGAAUGGGAAUCUAUUUGUGGGGUGAAGGGGUAACCUUUAACCUUAUCAUUUGUACAUUUGAAGGCACCCUAAGAAGUUUUCUUUUUUGGGGAAGGAUCCUAUACUGCUUUAGGGGAAAGGGUCUAAUUAUUUACGUGACAUAGUGGAAAACAUGUUGAAUCCUAGCUUUAACUCUUAGUAUGGGUGAUUUAUUUCACUUUCUCAGCCUCUCCUGUCAUCUGCAAAACAGGGUAAUGGCAUUUGUACCACUUACCUCCCAAGGUGUCGGUGAGGAAAGUGCUUGGUAAGCCUACAAUUUGUGCAUAAAUGGGAGCUAUUAGUUGGAAUAUUACUCCCUUCUGAAACUGUGUAGAUGGAAUAUAAAGGGAUACAGCCUAAGUGACUUGGUAAGAUCAGAAAGGAGUUGUUCAGGGUGAGGGGAGGUGCAGUGAGCACAGAGAAUGAGUUCCCUAAUUAUCUAUAUGCCCUUGCCAGGACAGGGACAGGAGCAGUUUCAUCUAUUAGCCAUGGGGGAGAUGGAGCAAUUGCGUCAGGAAGCUGAACAGCUCAAGACACAGAUUGCGGAUGCCCGGAAAGCCUGUGCUGACACUACCCUGGCAGAGCUUACUUCUGGUCUAGAGGUUGUUGGGCGGAUUCAGAUGCGAACACGCCGGACUCUCCGAGGACACUUGGCCAAGAUCUAUGCCAUGCAUUGGUCUACUGACUCCAAGCUACUAGUGAGUGCUUCACAAGAUGGAAAGCUGAUUGUGUGGGAUACCUACACAACCAACAAGGUCCAUGCCAUCCCACUCCGUUCCUCUUGGGUCAUGACCUGUGCGUAUGCUCCAUCGGGAAACUUCGUGGCUUGUGGGGGACUGGACAAUAUGUGCUCCAUCUACAGCCUCAAAUCCCGAGAGGGCAAUGUCAAGGUCAGCCGGGAGCUGAAUGCCCACACAGGUUACCUCUCCUGCUGCCGAUUCUUAGAUGACAACAACAUUGUGACCAGCUCUGGAGAUACCACAUGUGCUCUAUGGGACAUUGAGACUGGGCAGCAGAAGAUGGUAUUUGUGGGCCACACAGGAGAUUGCAUGAGCCUAGCUGUUUCUCCUGAUUUCAAACUCUUUAUUUCUGGGGCUUGUGAUGCCAGUGCUAAGCUUUGGGAUGUACGAGAGGGGACUUGCCGCCAAACUUUCACCGGUCAUGAGUCUGACAUCAAUGCUAUCUGCUUCUUCCCAAAUGGUGAAGCAAUUUGUACUGGUUCAGAUGAUGCUACCUGUCGUCUCUUCGACCUUCGGGCUGAUCAGGAACUAAUUACAUAUUCACAUGAAAGCAUCAUCUGUGGGAUCACAUCAGUUGCCUUCUCUCGAAGUGGCCGCCUGUUGCUGGCUGGCUAUGAUGACUUUAACUGCAACAUUUGGGACUCCCUGAAGGGUGAACGUGUUGGGACCCUCUCCGGCCAUGACAACAGGGUCAGUUGCCUGGGGGUUACAGCUGAUGGGAUGGCAGUGGCCACAGGCUCCUGGGACAGCUUCCUCAAGGUCUGGAACUGAAGAAGGUGGCAAGAGAUGAGAGAAAAGGGCAGCUUGGAUUUCUGUUACCCUGCAUCUUGUUGAAGAUUCACUCACCUGUUUCUUCUUCCUCAGUACUUCCUCAUUAAAGGGCAGGUAGGAUUUAGGAAAUGUCGAGAAGAAGAUGGCAAGUAGCAAAGCCUGGGUCAGAAUGGCCAUAUAGAUCCGCUCCCCUCCUAUCACCAUCAGCCCUACACAGAUGUGUAGCCUUUUCCCUCACUUCCUCAAUGGCCAUUCUGACCCCUAUCUAGCCCCUUCCCCUUCCUUUCUAAAUACCUUUCACAGUCCCCAAAGCAAGAUGGCUAGCUCUGACAGGCAGCAAAGUUUUAGAACAGCCUGGAUUCUUCACCAAUAGCUUCAGCAAUCACCAUAGAAGACCAGACUUAGAAGAUAUAACUAGGUAUAAUUGGGCUAAACUACAACCUCAUUCCCCUCUGUGUCCCCCUUAUGGACCCUCUUUAAGCCUGGUUUCCUUUUCUAGCUCAGAUUCAAUAAAGGGCAGCACUACUGUAUAAGAAUCUUUGUGAAAUGACUAACAUUCAUUCCUCUUUUUCAAGUGGCUCAAUAUUUACCCCUCCAAAAAUCUUCAUGCACUGCUUUAGGUGACCCAACAUGAAUCUAAGCUGCUUUUCCCAUCAAUAUGGAGAGUUUAAAGGCCUGAAGACUCCUGAGGCCCAAGAAGGGGAAAGGAAAGAGCCUAGCAGAACUACAAAUUUAUAGUAAUAGUUUCCAGGCUUUCUGUGAUCUAAAGCAAAAGUUGGAAUGAGAGAGAAAGGGUAGGGUUCCAUUUUAAGCAAUCCUGGCCAAACUUAGAAUCCUCUACUUGAGGAGCUAAGGGGAAAACAAAUAAAUAAUAACGGCUUGGUAAAGUCUGAAAUUGGAACAAGUCACAGAGUUGGAGGCCUAAAUAUAAUCACAAUGCUACUUUGAAGAAAACAGGAGAAAAAAGUAAAAUUUGUCUCGGGGACUAAGGUCCUGCUUGUUGGGAUAGGGAUAGAGAUUAUUGGGAGUUCUUUGAUGAAUCCAUUAUAUUAUCUAUGUGAUUACUCCCUCCAGUGGUGCCCAUAAUAACCCAUCCACAACUUCUGUAUAAUUCUUGUCUAUGUUGCCUCAUAAAUCUUUUCAAGGGGAUUCUACUGAUAGAAGAGAAGCCUUUCUCUUAUUCUUUUAAUAUCCCAACAGCAUUUGACUAGAUUGUCUCAGUUAGCUCUGGUUUUUCAACAUCAUGUGCUGACUUUUUUUUUUUUUUACACAUUUUGAAAGGACCCUCCAACCUCUGUAUUCCCCCAGAUCAAGUUAGAUCUUGUAGUUGAGUCCAAAAAAGGGUCAUUAUCUCUUUGGCUCAUAUGCCCUUAUUUGGAGUUUGCGCUGAGAAAUCCCCAAAUAUAUGUGUGUCUAGGUUUUCACAAACAUGAGUAACAGGAUACCCUGCUUCUGAACAAGUACUCAAGGUAUAUAUAGUCUUUAUUUCAUCUCAAUGAAAAAAAAUAUAAAAGACUCAGAAGAGACUAUAAAUAAAUAUGGAUAAUGCAUGAGCCACUCAAAAUAUCUUUUAAGCUCAGGGAAGCCAUAUUCUCACAUUCUAGUGAAAUAAAUUUCUCCCAUGUGAUCCGGUACUUCCUUGUCUCACAAUAUCGUUCUACGACUAUAUAGUGGAAGGUGGUGGAAGAUUACACCUGGAAAACAAACACACUUUGGAACUGCUGCAGGACGGACAACUCUUUUCCCAAUGAACAUUGUCCAAACGAUUCACAUUAAUAAUGGGAAGCUUCUUCUGUUCCCUUGUCUUAUAGUUUUAGUUCUUUACUAAUUUUUUUUUUUUACUUUACUAAAUAAUUCCCAGUGGUAGGUGCAAUAUGAAUAAACCUUUUAUUGCUCCAAUAGACAUUCUGACCAGAAGAUUCUUUCUAAAAGAUCUGAACUUUUACUCUUGGAGCUAUUCUUAAGGCAAACUCUAAACUUGAUGCUGCCCCAUAAAUCUCCCUUUACCUCUAGAAAUUAAGAUUCUGGGAUCACGUAACCUAGAAGUAUUCCUUCUUCUAACUAGGAUGCAGAGUUUCAGGAAUAAUACUGUCCCUAGACUUCAACUUCAGAUCGUAUGUUUGCCCCUGUCAUGUUUUAGCAUUAACUCUUGACAAUCUGUGACUGCCAUAUCUCUUGGAUGAGAAUCCUCUAUCUCCUUGAAUCAAGGGAGAGAGAGGCAGGGGCAUAUAUUGUUUUUGCUACCAUUUACUAGUAAAUGCUUUCUAAACAGAUGCAACCAACCUGCAACAUUUACCUGUUUGAAACAUUCAAAUAAGCAGGAACCUGAAUGCUCUGGGGAAAAAAAUAUUCCUCAGAAUACUUUGGCUUAUAGUAGACAGGUACACACUAUUGUACUCUGGUACUAUUGUACCCCUAAUUAAUCUUCCUUACUCUUUCCCACCCCUAGUAGUUGAAGUGAAUUUUUUUUUUUUUUUGUCUUUUCUUGGAGGGGAGGGAGAGGCCUAGAUUUGAAUUUCAGUUUUAUUAUUUUUUUUUAGUGUGAGCUUAAGAAAUACACACAAAAAUUAUCAUUUCUACAAAGUAGAAUGUACAAAGGGAGGAUUAUAAAUACCCAGGAUGAUAUUGUAAAUUGCAUUUACUUUGUAUAAAAAAAAAUGUAUAAAAUUUAACAUAUUACCUUCACAACUAUCCUGCUUAUCUCUGCUGCCUUCUGAACUUUCUUUUAUUCUUCCCUAUGCUCUUUUAAAAGUUUCAAUGUCCCUUAUUUUUU
Messenger RNA from Antechinus flavipes (yellow-footed antechinus), 5463 nucleotides. It is a transcript of the gene GNB3, whose product is annotated as G protein subunit beta 3. NCBI's taxonomy places the organism in Eukaryota, Metazoa, Chordata, Mammalia, Dasyuromorphia, Dasyuridae. The record is from RefSeq and is a predicted model, not a curated record. Gene Ontology annotation, cellular component: cytoplasm; heterotrimeric G-protein complex. Gene Ontology annotation, molecular function: protein binding; signaling receptor complex adaptor activity. Gene Ontology annotation, biological process: G protein-coupled receptor signaling pathway. The coding region runs from base 1602 to 2690 and encodes 362 amino acids. The transcript is spliced from 9 exons.